This is a messenger RNA of Eruca vesicaria subsp. sativa (arugula), 549 nucleotides long. The record is from the annotation of a GenBank genome assembly. Lineage: Eukaryota; Viridiplantae; Streptophyta; Magnoliopsida; Brassicales; Brassicaceae.
AUGGUGACAAACUCCACAAUCAAAUUUCUAUGUAGCUAUGGCGGGAAGAUUCUACCUCGUUACCCCGACGGUAAACUCCGUUAUAACGGCGGUCACACCCGCGUCCUCGCCGUUCCCCGUUCCGUCUCAUUUUCCGAGCUAGCGUCAAAGAUGGCGGAGAUGUGCGGAUCAACCGUUACUAUACGGUGUCAGCUUCCGACAGAAGAUCUCGACGCGCUCGUGUCCAUCACGUGCGACGAAGAUCUAGCGAAUCUAAUCGAAGAAUACGACCUCGUUUCAUCCUCAAUGAAGAUCAGAGUCUUCCUUAACCCGCCGAGGUCGUCCGUUAAGUCAACGCUCUCGCCUCCUCCGUUAGCGUUACCGUCGUCAAACACGUCAUCAUCUUCCUCUACUUCAUCGAGUCCUAGAUCACCGUCGGUUUCAAAACCACCGCUACCUCCGUCGCCGCCGCGGUUAACGAUGGUAAAGAAUCAGUGCUACGGUUGUUACGUACACCAACGUAGUUCGAGAAAUAUGUACCUCGUCCACAACGGGAAUCACUGGCAAUAA